This is a messenger RNA of Chara braunii, 1615 nucleotides long. The record is from the annotation of a GenBank genome assembly. NCBI's taxonomy places the organism in Eukaryota, Viridiplantae, Streptophyta, Charophyceae, Charales, Characeae.
GCCGGUGUCUUUUGACAUCCUCGACGCCAAGUUCGACAUGAUUCUAGGCAUGUCUUGGUUGCGUAGCGCCGACCAUCCGAUAAACUUUCAUGACCGACCCAUUCACGCCCGUGAUCGGAACGAAGUGUUAAUCCCAUGUACGGUCGCAACUCCUCACACUUCGAUUGCUUGUCACAUGGUUUCCGAUGCGAGGAUUCACGACGCCAUAGCUUAGAAUGACGUAGAGGAGAUGGGCCUUGUCUUCUUACACGCCCUCCCCUCGACGGGCGGACCAGCCGGGUCGCCGUCGGACCCACGCAUCACUCACCUUUUAAAUGGGUAUGUAGACAUCUUCGAGGCUCCCACCAGAACGGUUCCGGAUCGGCCCAUACGUCAUGGGAUGACUCUUGAGGCUGGCGCCGUCCCUCCACGUGGAUGCAUCUACCGCAUAAGCGAAGAGGAACUCGAGGUGCUUCGCGCACAACUCGACGAUCUCCUCGACAAAGGCUGGAUUCACCCUAGUUAUUCGCCAUACGGUGCACCUGUUCUCUUUGUCCGAAAGAAGAACAAGGACCUACGAUUGUGGAUCGACUACAGGAAACUUAACGCACAAACCGUAAAGAACGCCGACCCUCUCCCUCGGAUCGAUGAUCUCCUAGAGUGGUUGGGCAGCGCGACGUACUUCUCAAAGUUGGACUUGAAGUCGGGUUACCACAAGAUUGAAAUCCAGCCUCAAGACCGGUACAAAACCGCCUUCAAAACGUGGUAUGGGCAUUUUGAGUGGGUUGUGACGCCAUUUGGACUCACCAAUGCCCCAACAACCUUCCAAGCAGCCAUGACGACGGAAUUUCGAGACUUGCUUGAUCGUACCAUCCUCAUCUAUCUCGAUGAUAUCUUGGUCUAUAGUCGGACGCUUGACGAGCACCUCGAACACCUUCGUGCUGUUUUGGAUCGAUUGCGAGCAGCCAAGUACAAAGCAAAUCGCGACAAGUGCCAGUUUGCCAAGCAAGAGCUUGAGUACCUAGGCCAUUAUGUGACACCGAAAGGCAUUCGUCCCUUAGCGGACAAGAUCCAAGCCAUCGUGGAUUGGUCGGAACCCCGUUGCACGACAGACGUACGCUCGUUCAUGUGUUUGGCUAGAUAUUAUCAGCGCUUCGUCGAGUCUUACUCCAAAGUGGCAGCACCGUUGUCGAGAUUUCAGUCCCCGAAGGUACCAUUCGAGUUCGGCGAUGCAACUCGUGGCGCAUUCACUUCGUUGAAGGCGGCGAUGCAAGCCGCGACGGCCCUUCAUAUUUAUGACCCCACCCUACCCACCCAAGUGACUACGGACGCUUCCGGAUACGGUAUUGAAAACCCGAAUGGUUGGCACCCGAUCGAGUGCCUCUCCCCAAAGGUGACUCCUGUCAACUCUCUCGACGAUGCUAGGAAGAAACAACUACUCGCGUUCAUCACCGUUCUCAAACGGUGGCGCCACUUUCUUCUCGGUCGUCGGCGUCUUAGAUGGAACACGGACAAUAAUCCGUUAACCUCUACAAAACGCAAGACACGGUCACGAGCACGAUCGGUCGAUGGAUGUAUUACAUAGGACAGUUCGACUUUGAGUUGUGCCACAUUCCCGAUCGCGCCAACCGAGCAG